Molecule: messenger RNA, 3035 nt
Organism: Hypanus sabinus (Atlantic stingray)
Lineage: Eukaryota; Metazoa; Chordata; Chondrichthyes; Myliobatiformes; Dasyatidae
Product: zinc finger protein 432-like
Exons: 2
Coding region: 1717-2820 (367 amino acids)
Biological process (GO): negative regulation of transcription by RNA polymerase II
Molecular function (GO): DNA-binding transcription repressor activity, RNA polymerase II-specific
Source: RefSeq, a predicted model, not a curated record
CCUCGCAUUAAUUAACCUCAAGAUGGAACUUAACCUUCUUACAUACCAUCGUAAGUCUGUAUCACUUACCACCUAAGCUUGUAGAAGUUUGGGGAUUUAUAUAUUUACCCCUAUAUAUGCAUAACACCGUUAAUUCCUGAUUUACCUGGUUUAAGUUACUAAUAAAAUAGUUUUGUUAACAGCAGAACCUGACUCCAGGUGUGUUCUAUUGCUGCUGAUACUUUUAUAGGGUUGCGUGUACGUCUCUCUCUCUCUCUCACACACACACACACAGUUCUGUGAAAAUCACCAUCCCACUGUACAGAUGAGACAGAUAAAACACAGACUGCCUUAGAGAAAACAAAAAAGAGAAAACAUGUAGAUGCUGGAAAUGCAAACAGCACACACGAAACGCUGGAGGGAAUCAGCAGACCGGGUAGCAUCUAUGGAAAAGAGAACAGACGAAUUUUCGUACCAAGACCCUUCACCAGGACUCUUCUUCAGCAGAAAAAGAUCUACUUCGGAGGUAGGUCAUUUUAUUCGACUGUUCUUGAAUUGUUUGACUAAGUACUACGUAAAGGCGUUCUUGAAGGAAAGCAUCUUCCAUCGUAUUGAUUCUGUGUAAGAAAAUAUCCAUUGUUUGACUUUCUCUUUUGGGCAUACAUCCACAUGAAUCCUCACGACCUGAAAUUAUUCAUGAUUCUUUUAGUUUUGUUAAUGUGGAGGCCUUUGCCAAUGCUGAGCGAGAGCAGACAGCAUGACAGAUCUCUGAAGGUCCUUGCCAUUGGUUGCGAGCAGGUAAUGUGUGCAAUCAUGGAGCGGAAGUAUAUGAAAAGAGUUACCUUUUCAAUCAGGUCCACAAUCAAGACUGAAAAAGUACAACUUCGCGGCAGUUUCUCAGAGUUGUACUGCGACCAAUCAUCGUGCAGGAGUAGGUGAGUAGGGCUACUUUUUCAAUCAGUUCUGCAAUCAAAAUUAAAAAGACAGAACUUUGCAGAAGUUUCUCGGAGUUGGACUACAACCAUUCAACUGAGCAGGACAAAUAAAAAUAACGCAAGUGCAAGCGGAGUGGUCAUUCUUCAAAGUGUUUGGAGCGGCUUUGGCUCAUCAGGCACAGGCGAGAUCAGGCUUGGGCGACGUGGCGUAUCUGGUUAGAGACAGCGAAGAAUUGAUGUCCUGGAAUCUCAAACAAAACAACAAGGGAUUCACUCACUCAGUGCGACCCGCAGACACCCCAGUGAGUUCACAGUGCAGAGGGAGGCCCUAACACCCGCUUUGUAUGGGAGAAGGGAUUCACUCACUCAGCCGAUCUGCGAACACACCAGUGAGUUAACAGUGUGUAGAGAUGUCAUUUACCUGCUCUGUGUUUGGGAUGGGGUUCACUCACUCAGCCAAACCGCAGACCCAGCAGUGAGUUUACCCUGGGGAGAAGCCAUUCACCUGCUCUGCAUCUGGGAGGAAUCUGAUCAGUCAUCCAGCCUGAAAAGACAUCACUAAGUUCACAGCAUACUGAGAGGUUCACUGUUCUGACUCCGGGAGGUAAUUCAUUCUGUCAUCCGAGCUGAAGACACACGGGUGAGAGGCCAUUCACCAGUUCCGUGUCUGGGAAGACAUUCAUUCACUCAGUUAUCUGAUCCACUGACAAACGAGUGUGUUUACACUGGGCAGAGGACAUACGUCUGCCCAGACUGAGAAGGGAUUCACUCACUCAUCCAAACUACGGUUCAUACUGAGGAGAUGUCAUUCGCCUGCUCAGACUGUGGGAAGGGAUUCACUCAGUCAUCGUACCUACUGAAACACCAGUUAGUUCACACUGGAGAGAAACCAUUCGCCUGUUCAGACUGUGGGAAGCGAUUCACUCGGUCAUUUCAUCUGAAGCUCCACCAGUCCGUUCACACAGGAGUGAGGCCUUUCACCUGCUCUGAAUGUGGGAAGGGAUUCACUCGGCCAUCCUACCUACAUUUACACCAGCGAGUUCACACUGGGGAGAGGCCGUUCACCUGCUCAGACUGUGGGAAAGGAUUCACUCGGUCAUCUUCCCUACUGGAACACCAGCAAGUUCACACUGGGGAAAGGCUGUUCACCUGCUCCGACUGUGGGAAGGGAUACACACAGUUAAGCCAUCUACAGAGGCACCGGUUAGUUCACACGGGGGAGAGGCCAUUCAUCUGCUCAGACUGUGGGAAGGGAUUCAUUCUGUCAUGUGAACUGAAGGAUCAUCAGCGUAUUCACACGGGACAGAUGCUGUACACCUGCUCUGAAUGUGGGAAGGGGUUCAAUCGGCCGUCCCUCCUAUACACACACCAGCGAGUUCACACUGGGGAGAAACCAUUCACCUGCUCACUUUGUGGGAAGGGAUUCGCUGAAGCAUCUACACUGAAGCGACACCAGCGAGUUCACACUGGGGAGAAGCCAUUCACCUGCUCUGAAUGUGGGAAGGCAUUCACUAGUGCGUUCGGCCUACAAAGACACCAGUCAGUUCACACCGGGGAGAAACCAUUCAUCUGCUCGUAUUGUGGCAAGGGAUUCCCUGUGUCCUCUGAACUCAAUCUACACCAGCGAAUUCACACUGGAGAGAGGCCAUUCAUCUGCUCUGAAUGUGGGAAAGGCUUCACUAGUUCGUUCGUCCUACGUAGACACCAAUCAGUUCACACUGGGGAGAAACCAUUCACCUGUUCAGAUUGUGGGAAGGGAUUCCCUUACUCAACUCAACUGAAGCUACACCAGCGAGUUCACACUGGGGAGCGACCGUUCAUCUGCUCCGAGUGUGGGAAAGGAUUCAGUCAGUCAUCCAGCCUUGUGACACACUACCGAGUUCACACUGGGAAAAACGUGAAAUAACUUGCCCACUUUAUAUUUAACCAUGACAGUUGCUGAAUCCAGUGGCAAGUUGAAAAGUGACUUGAUGUUGAACUCGGCAAUUAUUGCUGUUGGAUGUAUUGCAACUCGAUCACUGGGCACUGCAGAAGUUUCUUCUGCUGAUGUUCAACUGUAAUGAGUCUGGAGUUUAAUAUUCUGGAUCUGUGACAAAUAAAUCAGUUCUAUUUUAAACUCCA